Tetrahymena thermophila SB210 is the source of this 891-nucleotide messenger RNA. RefSeq lists its product as hypothetical. Lineage: Eukaryota; Ciliophora; Oligohymenophorea; Hymenostomatida; Tetrahymenidae. The record is from RefSeq and is a predicted model, not a curated record. The transcript has a single exon.
AUGAGAUAGUGUUAAUUGCUUGGAAAUAUUUCAGAAAAAACAACAAUUAAUGAAGUUUUUAUAAUUUCAGAACAUUAUAAAAAACCUGAAAAGAAAUCUGAGUUAGUUAAAUAGUAAUAAUACCUCUAAGAUAACUAUCAAUUAGCUGAUACUUAACACAGUUCUAUUAAUAUUUAGAAAUAAAGCUCUGCUUAACUGAGAAAUAGUUAGUAAGAUUAAUAAAUCUCCAAUAAAUUUAAAAGGUAGUAUUCUCAGUAAUCUACAGAUUAAAUUAAAUAUAGUAUAAACUCUUCUUAAAUUGUUUCUGAGCCAUAAACUUCAAGAAAUAACUAUACUAAAAAAGAUCAUAAUUCCCCUAAAAAUAUCUUCUAAAAUAAGCAACAAUACUUUUUUUCAAAUAAACAGAAUUUACCAUAGAUUGGUCAAAAGAAUCAAAAUAGUAUAUUUAAAUUGCACACUUAAGUCAUCAAUAAUAGUAACAGCGAAUCAAAUAUUUUUGUAAAUAAUAGUACCUCAUUUACUUAGACUGAAAGAAGUGUGAACAAAAAAAUCUUAAAAAUUUCUAAUUUAAAUGAAAUAAGCUUAGAAGAUCGCACCCCAAAACCAAAAUAAUAAAUUCCCAAUUAAAAAAAAUUAAUCACUUAUCACUUGCAAUAGAAAAUAAAAAAUUAUGAAAAAUAGUAAUAAAAUGAAUGUGUAGACUUAAGUAAAAAGAUACCCCAAAAAAUUUAAGUAAAACCUUAACAAAUCUAAAUAGAUUCUCCUUAUCACUCUUAAUCUAAUUCUUCUUAAACUUCAAAUCUUCCUAAAUACUUUAACAAAACUUAAUAACGUAUAAAAUAGUACAUGCAAACUCACUCUUUUUGCAAUUUAAAAAAGUUCAACAUUUGA